GUGAGGGCUCCUAUAUAUAACUCGGCUCUAGGUGUACAUGAGGCAGAUCUUUUCAAGACGGCGGCUACCCUGAUUAGUUUUAUCUACCCAGCACAAAAUCCAGACCUCCUAAAAAAACUUGCAGAAAAAAAAACUACUGUCUUAGCUAUGGAUCAGGUUCCACGGGUCACCAUUGCUCAGGGAUAUGAUGCACUUAGCUCCAUGGCCAACAUUGCUGGUUACAAGGCUGUGGUACUGGCAGCAAAUCACUUUGGUCGAUUUUUCACGGGUCAGAUCACAGCUGCUGGUAAAGUUCCUCCAGCAAAGGUCUUGAUCAUCGGAGGAGGAGUUGCUGGCCUGGCUUCUGCAGGAGCAGCUAAAUCGAUGGGUGCAGUGGUUCGUGGAUUUGAUACUAGAGCUGCAGCUCUGGAACAGUUCAAGUCUCUUGGUGCUGAGCCUUUGGAAGUAGACUUAAAGGAAUCUGGGGAGGGACAAGGUGGUUAUGCUAAAGAAAUGUCCAAAGAAUUUAUUGAAGCUGAAAUGAAACUCUUUGCCAAGCAGUGUCAAGAUGUUGAUAUUAUCAUUACUACAGCGCUUAUUCCAGGCAAAAAAGCGCCCAUCUUGUUUAAGAAAGAUAUGAUUGAAUCAAUGAAGGAAGGUUCAGUUGUUGUGGAUUUAGCUGCAGAAGCUGGAGGAAACAUUGAGACUACAAAGCCUGGAGAAAUGUAUGUUCAUAAGGGUGUUACACACAUUGGCUACACAGACCUGCCUAGCAGAAUGGCUACUCAGGCCAGUACUCUGUAUUCCAAUAAUAUUAUCAAACUCCUAAAGGCUAUUAGUCCUGACAAAGAAAACUUCUACUUUGAUCCAAAAGAUGAAUUUGAUUAUGGGACUCUGGAUCAUGUUAUUAGAGGAACUGUAGUCAUGAAGGAUGGCAAGGUGAUUUUCCCAGCACCUCCACCAAAUAACAUUCCUCAAGGAGCCCCUGUGAAGCAGAAGACUGUAGCAGAGCUGGAGGCGGAAAAAGCAGCUACUAUUACACCUUUUAGAAAAACUAUGACUAGUGCAUCUGUAUACACAGCAGGCUUAGCCAGCAUGUUAGGACUGGGCAUUGUAGCUCCUAAUAAUGCUUUCACGCAAAUGGUGACAACAUUUGGCCUAGCUGGAAUAGUGGGGUACCAUACGGUAUGGGGUGUGACUCCUGCUCUUCACUCUCCGCUGAUGUCAGUGACUAAUGCUAUCUCAGGACUGACUGCAGUUGGUGGGCUGGUAUUGAUGGGAGGAAACUAUCUCCCUGAAAACACUCCUCAAACUCUAGCAGUGCUUUCGACCUUUAUCUCUUCAGUCAAUAUUGCAGGUGGGUUUCUAGUUACACAGAGAAUGCUGGAUAUGUUCAAACGUCCCACAGAUCCUCCUGAGUACAACUACUUGUACCUACUUCCUGGUGGUGUAUUUGUAGGGGGCUAUGCAGCUGCUCUCAAUGGUGGCUAUAAUAUCGAACAGAUGAUGUAUCUGGGCUCAGGCUUAUGCUGUGUUGGUGCCCUGGCUGGACUGUCCACCCAAGGAACAGCUCGUCUUGGAAAUGCUUUGGGUAUGAUUGGUGUUGCAGGAGGUUUAGCAGCAACUCUUGGAGGCCUUAAACCCUCACCUGAAUUGUUGUCGCAGAUGUCAGGUGCAGUGGCACUCGGUGGUACCAUAGGUUUGACGAUUGCUAAACGCAUCCAGAUUUCAGAUCUGCCUCAGCUAGUGGCUGCUUUCCAUAGUUUGGUUGGUUUGGCUGCUGUGCUCACCUGUGUAGCAGAAUACAUAAUUGAAUAUCCUCACUUCGCUACUGAUCCAGCUGCAAACCUCACCAAGGUGGUGGCGUAUCUUGGCACAUACAUUGGUGGAGUGACUUUCAGUGGCUCUCUUGUUGCUUAUGGAAAACUGCAAGGUAUCCUGAAUUCUGCACCACUGCUCUUGCCUGGUCGACAUGCAUUGAAUGCAGGAUUGCUGGCUGCCAGCAUUGGUGGAAUGGUUCCCUACAUGAUUGAUCCUAGUUACACUACAGGAAUUACUUGUUUAGGUUCCGUGUCAGCUCUCUCAGCCAUAAUGGGUGUCACUUUAACAGCAGCUAUUGGAGGUGCUGACAUGCCUGUAGUUAUUACUGUCCUGAACAGUUAUUCUGGAUGGGCUUUGUGUGCUGAGGGAGCCUGCCUGCGGAACAACAACUUGCUGACCAUUGUUGGUGCACUCAUUGGCUCCUCUGGGGCUAUCCUCUCCUACAUCAUGUGUGUGGCUAUGAACCGUUCCCUUGCAAAUGUGAUUCUAGGGGGCUAUGGCACCACGUCAACAGCUGGUGGGAAGCCCAUGGAAAUUACUGGAACCCACACAGAAAUCAAUGUGGACAAUGCAAUUGAAAUGAUAAAGGAAGCCAAUAAUAUCAUUAUUACUCCAGGUUAUGGUUUGUGUGCAGCAAAAGCUCAGUACCCCAUAGCUGAUCUGGUGAAGAUGUUGAGAGAACAAGGGAAAAACGUCAGGUUUGGUAUUCACCCUGUGGCUGGCCGUAUGCCUGGUCAGCUGAAUGUACUCCUAGCAGAAGCUGGUGUUCCCUAUGAUAUUGUACUGGAAAUGGAUGAGAUCAAUGAAGACUUCCCAGAAACUGACUUGGUCCUUGUAAUUGGUGCAAAUGAUACAGUUAAUUCAGCAGCUCAGGAAGAUCCAAACUCUAUCAUAGCUGGAAUGCCAGUUCUUGAGGUCUGGAAGUCCAAACAGGUCAUUGUAAUGAAGAGAUCUUUGGGAGUCGGUUAUGCAGCGGUGGACAAUCCAAUCUUCUACAAACCCAAUACUGCCAUGUUGUUGGGAGAUGCUAAGAAGACAUGUGAUGCCCUGCAGGCCAAAGUCAGGGAAUCGUAUCAAAGCUAAAUACUGAUUUAUAUUCCACUCAUGACUGUGACUACAGUUUUUGUCACAGAGGUCAUGGAAAACAAGAAUUAGAAGAAUCUCUUGCUGUUGUAAUGCAGCUGGCAUUUGGAGAAGACUGCAUUGACUCCUAGGAGAUGUAGUUCAGUCAUGGGAUGUAGGCUUUUAUGAAAGGAUGGGCACAGUAGCCCUUCAAACUAGAUCUCCCAUGAGGCAAUGCAUUAAAGAACCAAAAUGUGCUUUUUAAGGUUAACAUUGAGCUGUUAGAAGCAG
Molecule: messenger RNA, 3153 nt
Organism: Nipponia nippon (crested ibis)
Lineage: Eukaryota; Metazoa; Chordata; Aves; Pelecaniformes; Threskiornithidae
Source: RefSeq, a predicted model, not a curated record